AUGCGCGAGAGGUAUCGCAAAACAUCACCAUAUCGCUACGGAACAAGGAGGGAGAAGGAGAAGAAGAAGAAGAAGAAGAAGAAGAAGAAGAAGAAGAAGAAGAAGAAGAAGAAGAAGAAGAAGAAGAAGAAGAAGAAGAAGAACAUAGCCCCCAAAAAAUCGGGGAACAGCCACCCACACCUGCCACGCUUCUCGUAUUGA
This is a messenger RNA of Colletotrichum orchidophilum, 201 nucleotides long. RefSeq lists its product as uncharacterized. The coding region runs from base 1 to 201 and encodes 66 amino acids. The record is from RefSeq and is a predicted model, not a curated record. NCBI's taxonomy places the organism in Eukaryota, Fungi, Ascomycota, Sordariomycetes, Glomerellales, Glomerellaceae. The transcript has a single exon.